Messenger RNA from Prorocentrum cordatum, 399 nucleotides. The record is from the annotation of a GenBank genome assembly. Lineage: Eukaryota; Dinophyceae; Prorocentrales; Prorocentraceae.
AUGGAUAGGAAUGUGAACACUAAGCUCAAGAAAAUGCAGAAGGACUUGUCGGCUGUGGACAAGAGGGCAGACACGGCAGUGGAGGCGUCGCAGAGACUACGAUUGUGGAUGAAGAAGCAUCAGUCAAUGGAACAACGUCAGAUGACUUCCACACUGGUGAAUCUGGCUAUUGUAUUGUCGCAGGCCGAGGGCAAAGGACGUCGUUUCAAGAUUGUUUUUCCUCAGCGUGAGAUCAGGCUCCCUGAUGAGAUGGGCCAGCGAAAGCAGGUGGCAUACAUCAGCGCCAUUGGCACGCCGACGCUCACAUUGGCCAACUUCAAUGACGAGUUGAAGCAGGCAGAUCUCAAGGAUGACGAGACGUUCCAGCAUAAUGUGGAACAGAGUAAGCAGGACUUCCAG